UUUGAAUCCAUGAGAUGGUCAAAUUGGUUGCGUUUAUUCAUACGAGUUGUAGCAGGGGUGUCAAAGUUAUAAUAAACACAGAUGUUAUAUAUAUGUGCGAUACCUCAUAUCUUGCGAAUGCUAAGAGAUACACGCAUUAUGGCUGAGUGGCGAGUGGGGGACAAUUUUGGUUUGGAUUUUGACUAAAGUGCAUAGUGGUGAAAGUGUCGUUAAGAGUUUUUCUAACACACCACCGUAAGGAGUAGCUUCGGCGAUAAUUUAAGCGAAAGAUAUCCUCAGCCAUGUUGGUAACGUGAACUAUUAAGCAGUAUCGUUUAAAAAGUGCGUGUUUAUGUUAAAAUUGGUUAGAUACGAUUGAUUUAAUUAAUCAGAUCAGCUUCCCGUGGAAGUAUUACUAACCAUUUGUUAUUAUUGGCAAAUACUGCCGUUCAGUCUACGGUUUAAUGUACCGACAUAUACACACAACUGUUAGACAUAUGGGAGCGCUUGGUAUUGUUUCAAUAUUAUGUUUAAUAUGCUUGUUCGAAAAGUCUGGAGCGAAAAAUUUCCACAACUGGGAGUUUCCCGAUAGGGAAGUUAUUGAACUACCAGCGUUGAAUAAACAAAGAAAGUUGGAAGAAAAGAUUUCGUUUAAUUUGAACGAUAAAACUUUCUGGUUGAUUUUAAAGAGAAAUUCUGGUGUUGUUUCACACGAUGUUAUAUCUGCAAUAUCUUAUGAUAAUAAGGGGAACUUGUCCCACUGCUUGUACCACGGGUAUGUGGAAGGUUAUAAGAAGAGUUUGGUUGCUUUGAACUUGUGUGGUGGAUACAGCGGACUCAUCCACUUUAACAACAUCUCCUUGAGCAUCGAACCCCUUAACCACACACCCUCCAGCGGUCAACACAUUAUUGAGAGAUUGGACAAACUAGAACCUUUGGUGGAAAUGUGCUCAGCAAUUAAAAUAGAUGAAAUAAUUCAAAAGACUAAAACUGUAAAAGGUGGCAGAGUAAAGAGAAAUGUUCUAACUGAAACAAAGUUUAUUGAAUUGUUGCUCAUUGCUGAUAAUAGUGAAUUUCAAAGCAUCGGGUCAAUCGCUGCAAUCCAUUCUCGCUUUUCAACUUUCACCAACAUCGUUGAUUUGUUGUUUCGACCUUUGAACUUCCGAGUCGUGCUGAGUCAUGUGGAAAUUUGGAAUCAACAGAACUUGAUAAAUGUUGUGGCUAGCAACGAGAUGACAUUGAAUUCAUUACGUACAUACCGUGAUACACAACUUGCUGUAGGACUUGCAAACAAUGUUUGGAAACUGACCGAUACCGCCAUGCUUAUCACACAUAGCAGGGGCUUAACUGGUAUUGGGAUUGCUUUUGUAUCUGGAAUGUGUAGAAGUACUUCUGUAACACUAACUCAUGAUUUCAGAAAUUCAACCGCCUUAGUAGCGAUGGUGAUGGCGCAUGAACUUGGUCAUAACCUUGGUAUGGAGCAUGACACAGAUAGUUGUGCGUGUAGCCAACCAAGUUGCAUCAUGGAUACUUUUGCAAACGGCGGCACAGAUUGGACGAAUUGUAGUCGACAACAACUUGAUGCUUUCCUUCAGUUCCAUGAUCCUGGUUGUUUGUUGAAUGUUCCCAACCCAUCAAAUAUAUUCACAACCCCUGUGUGCGGGAAUGGGUUGGUAGAAGCUGGGGAACAAUGUGAUUGUGGCUUCCCUGGGUCAUGCAAUACAUUAUGUUGCAAUGCAGCAACAUGCAUGUUGUGGCCGUCAGCUCAAUGUAAUAAAGGACUCUGUUGUUACAACAACUGCACCUUUGUCCACAGUGGAACCAUAUGUCGUAACUCAAGUCAUGCAGAUUGUGAUCUGCCAGAGUAUUGUUCUGGCAUAUCCAAUCAGUGUCCAGGAGAUUUCUUCCGAAAAGACAGUUUACCUUGUAAUAAUGGAACAGGGGUAUGCGUGUCCGGGUUGUGCCUGGAUCGUUCUACACAAUGCCAGGAAUACUGGGGACCAUCAAGCAGAAACGGCGCAAGUAUUUGUUACCUCGUCAAUACUCAAGGAGAACGAUACGCUCACUGUGGAUACACACCACCAAGCACAUAUGCUCAAUGCAAUUUGAUGGACAGAGAAUGUGGUUUGUUGCAUUGUAUGUCGAAUGCCACAACUGCAACGCUGUCCGGCGUAUCUGGACUUUCGUUUCGCUUUGUUGUGGGUGGUGAAGCGUGUCGGUCCAUCACGAUAACAUCACCAGACACCAGCGAUGUUGGUUUUGUUCGCAAUGGAAUGUCUUGUGGAACAAACAAGAUUUGCAUGGACAGAAGAUGUGUGUCUGCUUCCAACCUUGGCUGUGAUGCCACCUGCUCCAAUAACGGGGUAUGCAACAAUCUUUUGCAUUGUCAUUGCAACAUUGGUUGGUCACCCCCAUUCUGCAAUAUAACUGGUUUUGGUGGGAGUGUGGACAGUGGACCUGCUUCACCGAUAGCAGAAACUAUAAUUGAUAUUGAGAUUGAACCAGUUGAAACCACCCUUGAACUAGAUAUGCUGCUUGGGGUCGAUAUUACCAGCUUUGCAAAGCCUGAAGAUGGACCAAUAUUUGUGGAGAAUGAAUCUGCCUUCAGUGUUCAGUUGAAAACUUUGGAGCCUUGGGUUUCAUCACAGAACAGACUUUUGGUGGAAAACUGUUGGAUUUUUGACAGAUCUGCUCAAACUUCACAAAUGUUUGUUCUAAGAAAUGGGGCGCUUGUUGGAGGGGGAGCUAUUACUUCAAACAACUCCCAAGUUAUGCUUACCAGUAAACCAUCCAUCAGUUAUAAUGCAAAUGUACCAACUUCAUUUAAUGUAUAUUGUGAAUGUGUCUUAUGCAAUGAUGAUAUAGGAAACUGUUAAGAUAUUUCGUGUGGUAUUGUAGCAGUUGACAGUGUUUUGAGGUAGAUUUAUUUAUAUAGUUUACCCAAACAUAAUGCAUAAAGAUUGAAUAUUAAACAGUUGUGUUAAUAGCUUCACGUAACCAUGUAUCCUUUGUGCAUUUUCUGUGACCCAUAAUAUGACAAUGCUGGCAUAUCAUAAUGCAAUAUUAGGACAAUUGUGAGAAACUUUGUCCUAGUAUUACAAUACCGAAACUCUGUCUUGGUGUAAAAUAUCGUCAUCGUAUUCGUGCACAUGUUUUUCGCUAUAUAAGCCCUCCAAGUUGUUGUGUGAGGAGCCAAACGAGCUAAUAUUAAUACUCGGCUGUUCUCACUGCUUUCUGUAAAGUGAUGUCGUACGUCGUUGUUUGUCAAAUAAACUGAAUUUUCGACCAAGCCCUAUGUAGUCAUUACUGUUCUACAAGAGUCGGAUCAGGUUACACUGAGUUCGAUCUAUGUAAUCUGUACGCCAAGGCGAGAACGGAACGAACCGUAGCCGCAUCUUUGUCUAAUUUCUGCUGUUAAGAUCGCUAGCCUGAGCUAAUACUGCACACCCAAUAAACCCAGGUCCUAUUGGAAAGAGUCAAAUUCCCUAUGUAAUCAAUGUGGCCCAGGUGCGACUUAUUAAUGUCGUCGGGUUGGAUCUGUAUAUUACUUUGUCUAUAUCUAACUUUACAGACUGUGAACCAGAAACUAUUUUUACCAGUGGUUCUCAAUCGCCGGUCCGUGAACUGGUAGGUGGCCCCCUCUUUCCGGCCGGUCCACCAAAUAUGUUAUAGUAAUGUGAAAAAAGUGAUGCGUUUAUAGAACAUAAUUUACGAGUAUCCGAAUCGUGUUUUAAACAAUUACCGUUUUAUGGAAGUUGUAAAAACAAGGUUUUAUAAUUCUUUGACUGUUCUUUGUUUACUACCAAAUGGGACGAGAAAAUAGAAUAAUAAAAAGGUGUCCCAUCUUUCCACACCCUACCAUACAGUUUACUUUACAUUGCGUAAGCUUCAAUGAACUAUGUAUAACACGAAUGACACUGAAUCAUAAUUCUUACUGCUUUGGUCUAUUUCGGUAUGUGUACAAAAAAUAACUUGUUAUGCAAUAUUUACUGUAGUGGUAUUUUACGUCUGCCGUAAGUUUUUUAUCAAAAGUAAAUCAGUAUCUUCAUUCAUAUAGUUCUAAAGCACACACAGGGUGCGCAACCGAAAAAACUGUGAAAUUUAAAUCCACCGCGCCAAUCAUUUUGAUUAGCCGACGUUUCCCGCUUUUCGUUGAUUCCCGCGGCAUGUAAUACGUCGUCCUUACAACACGUUGCAACUGUACAAGGCAGUUUGGAUGAAGCGGCGACAAAGCAACAAGCACUCUUUGGAUGAACUCAGUGCAGGAUUAUAUUUGUUUCAUCUACAAGAGUUGAAGUUAAGUAAUAUUGCUACUGUUUAGUUUUAGCUAAAUAGAAACUAUGUUGUUACUUAAUUAUUUAUUGUUACUUAUUAAUUAACCAGUAUUUUAAUGUGCUUACACUAUAUGACCAUGUAUGACUAUAUAUUACAGAUGUAUGUUUAAACCUAUGAUAACUCAAAUAAUGUGCCUUGCGAUUUA
Messenger RNA from Ciona intestinalis (vase tunicate), 4459 nucleotides. Lineage: Eukaryota; Metazoa; Chordata; Ascidiacea; Phlebobranchia; Cionidae. The record is from RefSeq and is a predicted model, not a curated record.